UGCUGAUGCUGUACUCGCCGGCAUCUCGUUUCGCGGUCCCUGUGCAAGUCGGUUUCAUUUUCCAUACGGAUUCCCUGGUUUCUGAAAGAUCUGUUGGAUUAAUUGUGUGAGCUGAUUUUGUUUGAUUUCUUUUGAACGAACGGCAAUGUUUUUUUUUCAGUGUUAUAUGUUAUAUGAUAAAAUGACUUAUGGAGCUGGGUGUGUGAGUGAGUAAGUGCCUGACUGGAGGAACGGAAACGACAUUGGAUGUAGAAGGCAACUUUCUUAUCCGUAAAGAUGUUUCCAAGGAAAAUCGUGCUAUUAUGCAUUAUAUCAGUGGGUAUUACAUUCGUAUUUUUUGACUUACGCAGAACUAUUGGCCCGUCCUCGAGCCCGAUGCGAGAGGGAGGCCCGACCUGGAGGCCGAGCGAGCGCCCCGAAGAUGGAGGCGGGGGCGUCGACGCCGAGCUCCGCCAGACCGUGUUGCUGCUGAGCUCCGUCGGCCGCAGCGGCUCCAGCUUCCUGGGCGAGGUCCUGGCGUCACAGGCAAGGAAUAUGUACUUUUACGAGCCCGUGCGAGCCAUGCCGGAGGGGGAGCGCGGCGACAGCGCACUCGUGCUGGCGGAGCUCCGGAGGUACUUCCACUGCGAGCUCCGAGAAGGCUUCCUCGACCUGGUGAAGGAGCCGUACAAGGCGGCGCGGCACCCGGCGACCAAGGGCAGGGCGCGAGGGCAGGUCUCGACCGAGGAGGUCCAGCGGCUCUGCAGGAAGGAGCCCCUGAGAAUCAUCAAGACGAUCCGCACGCGCCUGCAGUGGGCGCGGGAGCUCCUCGAUGACGCAGAACUCAACCUGAAGGUGAUCCACCUCGUGCGGGAUCCUCGGGGCAGCGCCGUCUCCAUGGCGGCCCUCGACUGGAAGAAGGGCGUCGAGGAGACGUGCAGCGCGAUUCAGCAGGACCUUCAGCUGAAAGAGGAAAUGGAAAGAAAGUACCCGGACAGGUACUUCUUCGUGAAAUACGAGGAGUACUGCCUCGACCCCUACAGCAAGACGCGACAAAUCCUCCGCUUCCUACGAGACGGGGACACUGGAGCAGACCAAGGAAGGGACCAGGAAAGAGAUCGGGAGGGGGGCCAGCUCAGGGACCAGGAAUGGGACCAAAGGGACUACCAGGAAGGCGGCCAGGAGGAGGACCAGCUAAGGAAUCGGGAAUGGGAACAGAGGAACCACCAGGAAGUAGACCAGCUAGGGGGCCAGGGACGGAACCAGGAAGGGAACCAGAGACGGGAUCAUGACGGAGGCGAAGGAACCCAAAGAAGGGAGAGGGAAGACGAACAGAAAGAGCACCAGGAAGGAGACCAGAACGAGGCCCUUGCCAUCUCCCGUCCCCCUUCUGCUUCAGAGGACCUGCCUGCAGAGGUGCUCCUCUACCUCGACUCCCACGUCCACGUCACCCCGGCCACCAAAAGGAGCCCCUGGACCACUGCGCGCAACACCUCGAAUGUGCACCAGCAGUGGCGCAGCAAGAUCUCCCAAACGAGACUGACGAAGGCGGAGGACGCGUGUCGGGACGUUAUCCUCCACCUCAACUACAGGCUCUUCGGCAGCGUCGCCCUCGCCAGGAACAUGUCUGUCCCGGUGUUUGAUUAUUAUUGGCCGCCAGCACAGCCAUAGAAGAGGACAUAUA
Penaeus indicus is the source of this 1663-nucleotide messenger RNA. RefSeq lists its product as uncharacterized. The coding region runs from base 277 to 1650 and encodes 457 amino acids. The transcript has 5 exons. Gene Ontology annotation, biological process: sulfur compound metabolic process; N-acetylglucosamine metabolic process. The record is from RefSeq and is a predicted model, not a curated record. Gene Ontology annotation, molecular function: N-acetylglucosamine 6-O-sulfotransferase activity. NCBI's taxonomy places the organism in Eukaryota, Metazoa, Arthropoda, Malacostraca, Decapoda, Penaeidae.